GUUUCUGCCCCUGCUGUUGUGGUCAGUGAAACAAAGUGGCGAAAACCUUAUUGUUUAUAUCACUGUAAGAGAGAACAAGAACAUUAUAUAAUAUGACACACGCAGGUUUACCCGAGCGUCCUAAACCUCCAACUGGACGAGAGAUGCUUGCAGACAUUGCUGGUACAAAUGACGACGAUGUCGUGUUUACGUCUGGGCAGUACGUUGAACUUGCAGAUUUGACAACAGACUUGCCUGAAGGCACAGCUUCUGGAACAGAUGAUUCUCAGACAACUCUUUUGGAAGCAGAGACAGCACAGAGAAUGUAUCAAAAAGCUGUUGAACUCUUAGAACGAGUACGAACUCUGCAAGAAAUUCCCUCAAACCUUCAAUCUCAAUACUCCCAGCUGGAAGAGCUUGGCAAAGAAAUGACCAAAGCUAUAAAUGAGCUUAAAGACUCUUCAAAUUAUUUUACAAAGAAUAUCAAAAAGAAAAAAUAAUAUAAGGCUUCUUUGAAUGUUGUAAAGUAGAAUAUAAUAUUGUAGAGUAUAGUAAAAUGUACUAAAAACUGCUUCUGUCAGAUGCUCUGUUUUAACAUAAAGGAAUGUUUGACAGCA
Pomacea canaliculata is the source of this 596-nucleotide messenger RNA. RefSeq lists its product as uncharacterized. The transcript has 2 exons. The record is from RefSeq and is a predicted model, not a curated record. The coding region runs from base 93 to 479 and encodes 128 amino acids. NCBI's taxonomy places the organism in Eukaryota, Metazoa, Mollusca, Gastropoda, Architaenioglossa, Ampullariidae.